AUGUCGGUGAAUAAGAAGUGCAUGACUUCACCUGGAGGAAACACCAGCAGGCUAUCGAUCUUGAAACGAAAAAUAAGAUCAGAAAUGACUAUGAAGCUGGUUGAUUUGAAGGCUUAUGCAUUUUUAAAAUACAGUAAUUUGUCCAUGUACGGUGACACUAAAACCUCUUUCCCCACUCAGAAUGGCACUGCAACCCAGGAUGUUACAGUGUCUGCUGGUGCUCAUAACAAGAUAGGAUGGGCAUUUGGAUUGGGACUGGAGCGACUUUCAAUGAUCUUGUAUAACAUCCCAGAUAUCCGGCUCUUUUGGAGUGAGGAUGAGCGUUUCCUGAAGCAAUUCGAUAUUCCACAUAUUGACCAAAAAGUCCUCUUUCAGCCACUGAGCAAGUACCCACCACUGGUCAAUGACAUCUCUUUUUGGUUGCCACGUAAAGGAUUCUCCGAAAAUGACUUUUUGGAUUUAGUACGCACAGUUGGAGGAGACUUGGUGGAAAAGGUGUCUCUCAUUGACUGUUUUACCCAUCCAAAGACAAAAGAAGUCAGCAACUGCUAUCGUAUCACUUACCGUCACCCAGAGAGAACCUUAACCCAAGAAGAAGUGCGAAUUGUCCACAAAGCAAUUGAAAAUGGAGCUGAACAAGAACUUGGAGUUAAGGGAAGAUUUUGAAGCUAAGCAUGCAGUGCCAGUGAGAGAUGUUUGCCAUUCUCAAGUUUAUUCUGACAUUUUGCAGAUCCAGUGCUUUGACCUCUAAUAAAAUCUUUACUUUUGAU
Molecule: messenger RNA, 770 nt
Organism: Polypterus senegalus (gray bichir)
Lineage: Eukaryota; Metazoa; Chordata; Cladistia; Polypteriformes; Polypteridae
Gene: fars2
Product: phenylalanyl-tRNA synthetase 2, mitochondrial
Exons: 5
Coding region: 1-666 (221 amino acids)
Biological process (GO): tRNA aminoacylation
Molecular function (GO): aminoacyl-tRNA ligase activity; ATP binding; tRNA binding
Source: RefSeq, a predicted model, not a curated record